Messenger RNA from Postia placenta MAD-698-R-SB12, 1151 nucleotides. RefSeq lists its product as hypothetical. The coding region runs from base 36 to 1151 and encodes 371 amino acids. The record is from RefSeq and is a predicted model, not a curated record. Gene Ontology annotation, molecular function: protein kinase activity; ATP binding. NCBI's taxonomy places the organism in Eukaryota, Fungi, Basidiomycota, Agaricomycetes, Polyporales, Adustoporiaceae. The transcript is spliced from 5 exons. Gene Ontology annotation, biological process: protein phosphorylation.
GUUUCCUCCCUGCCUCACUCUUACGCUCGCUUUAUAUGAGUGUCGACGCCGCUCAAGGAGAUGCUCCUCCGAGACGGGUUCCCGGAUGCCUUCAUAAGAGUGAACUUUAUUGGCGAGAUCGUCAACCCUGGCUUCAGAAACACGGUUAUUUGCUUCGUCCAAGAUAUAGCCCAGAUUGGAGGCCGUCUUGGGAAGGAACCAAGAAGUGGUUCUUUACCUGCGAAGAUGGACAGGCGCUGCAUCAUCCGUCCGUUUUGGAUGCCACCCGUAAAUCUGAUGGACGCUUUGUAAUGCUUAAAAAGACUUCAAAAGAAGUACAUCCGCAUGAGGCUGAAAUCGCACAGUACUUCUUAUCGCAACCGCUCAGUGCCGAUUCGCGAAAUCACUGCGUACAGAUCAUUGAAGUUCUACAGGAUCCAGAGGAGGAUGAUACUCUCAUCAUAGUGAUGCCCUUUCUCCGGCAAUUCAACGAUCCUCGUUUUGAGACGGUAGGAGAGUGUAUCGAAUUCUUUCGUCAAAUGUUCGAGGGAUUGCACUUUAUGCAUGACAACCAAGUGGCACACCGGGAUAUCAUGGAGCUGAACGUCAUGAUGGAUCCCAAUCCUAUGUUUCCCGAUUCGUUCCAUCCAAUUAGUCAAGAUAGGAAACGGGAUUUUAGUGGACAGGCCAAACGCUUCACUCGUACAGAGCGACCUACAAAGUAUCUCUAUGUCGAUUAUGGCCACGCAAGGAAGUAUGAUCCCGCCGAAGGACCGCCACACGAGCUGCCCCUUUUCGGUGGAGAUAGAAGUGUUCCUGAAUUUCAAAACGACGGAUACGACAAACCAUACAGCCCUUUCCCCACGGACAUCUAUUAUCUGGGAAACCUGAUUCGCCAAUGCUUUCUACAAAGAUACACCGGCCUGGAAUUCAUGCACCCGCUCAUCUCCGACAUGGUUCUAGCCGAUCCCGCAGAGCGGCCGACAGCUGACCAGGUUGUCGAUCGCUUUGAGGAAAUUCGCCGCGGGCUCACAGCGUGGAGAUGUCGCGCUCGCAUUGUUUCCAGGAAGGAGGAUUCUGUGACUAAGCUAUUCAAAGACGUUAGGCACACGUUCCAGAAAGCCCGCUAUCUCCUCAAACGCCUCCCUCCCGUUCCGACACCUGGAAGAUAG